Schistocerca gregaria is the source of this 1858-nucleotide messenger RNA. RefSeq lists its product as uncharacterized. Bases 1234 to 1647 code for a protein of 137 amino acids. The transcript has a single exon. NCBI's taxonomy places the organism in Eukaryota, Metazoa, Arthropoda, Insecta, Orthoptera, Acrididae. The record is from RefSeq and is a predicted model, not a curated record.
AGCGCAGUCCCGCCGCGCCGCGCCGGCGGUCCGCACACCGCAGCGUCUCCAUGGCCCUCCGCGCGUUCCUCGUCGAGAUAUGCAGCCCUACCUAAGGGGGCGCACGUGCGCAGCUGCGGCCAGCCGGGCGAACGGAGCCAGUGCUCGGCCGUAGACACCGCAGAGCGCGUGGACUAGCGCGCGCCCAGGAGGCGGCUACCUCUGCUACCGGGGGCAGGGCGGCGGCGAACUCGGGCGCAGUUCUCCGCGUCGCGGGUCAACCGGUUCGUGCUCGUCGAGCGUCUCCUCUACAGCUACGCAGUCGCCGGCGAGAGACCAGUGAGUUCGAGGACAUUGGCGGGAGCGAGAAGCAAUCUUCCACAAAGUAUUUCAGUGUCUUAGGCGAUUCCUUCUACGUAGGGAGACGUCUUUUGUCCUAUAGAGGACCACUCAUCUAUUUUUCUACUCUCCGAGUCAGAAGCAUAGCGUAGCAACUAUCGUAAUUUUUAUGGCAGUCCACUCUUCUGGAGUUUAGAUACGUGCGUGAGGAAAUAACGAUUCCUAAUAGAUUACUUGUGAAAUAUCUCGGAGACUAGCAGCUGAUCUCUUCAGUGUAACUGUAUAGUGAAAAAUUACUUGUAAAAAAAAAAUUUUGAACGAAGUGUUGUUACACACCGUAGAUAUACGCUUGGAAACUUUCACGUAAACGUUAAUAUUUUUGACUAGUAUAGGGAAGGAAAAGAAGAGAGUAGUGAUACCCACUGUGUCUUUCGCAAUAGCCGAAGAAAUUAGCUACAUUAUUUUUUCGUUCGCAUGCUGUAUAGAGACUGAGUGGGAGAAGAACUUGAGUUGCACUCGCCGAAAUUGUAUUUCACCCAUCUCCUGUCCAGAGUUAUUUUGUGAUAGAGAAUAUAGUGAAGAACUUGUGAGAGAACAAGAAGGGAGUCUCCAUUUAAAGCAUUAAGUAACUGCAACCGAGUGGAUCAACAGUGAACAGAGUCUUUCAUAGCCCUCCUCGAGCCGACGGCAGUGAGCGUUAUAAAUAUUUUCGUAAGUGAGAGGGAAGGUUCGCACGUGUGCUGUUGAGAGCGUGCCAGCAGCAGUCAGCUGGCCAGGGCAGCGGCAGUGUGCGCAGCGGGUGCGAUAUCAACAGGCAGGCAUCUGUUGCUCGCCCGGGGGAUAGGGCAGCCGGCCGGAGGCAGAGCGGCUAUGCCGGGCCGCGCCGGCCGCUGACCACUAGCUAGUUGGGCAGCCAUGGCGCUCUCGCAGCAGCAGGUGCUGCAGCUCCGCGGCGACGAGCCGUGCGCCACCUCGGACUCGGAGUCGGACGUGGCCGAGCUGUCCGACCUCGAAGACGACGCCGGCCUGCCGCCGGGCGCCACCAGCAGCGACGAGAACGACGACGACGACGACGUCGACGACCUGGAGCUGGGCAGCGGCGUGGCGCGCCGGCGCCGGUCGGGCGCCGACGAGGACGUGGACGAAGAGGAGGAGGAGGAGGAGGAGGAAGAGGAGGAGGAGGAGGAGGAGGAGGAGCUGCCCUACCCGGGCUUCGUGCCCAUCGCGCUGCGCUACCUGGACCAGCACACGCGCCCGCGCAGCUGGUGUCUGCGCAUGAUCACCAAUCCAUAUCCUUUUUUCUGCAAUCUCUGCCGCCGUACAAGGUAGUCGUGCACUCCAUUUUUCUGUGUGUACCAUUUAGUUUGGAUGUGGAUCUACUAUGUCCACCCAUUUGCAGGAUCCCCUAAAACGUCGUCAGCGAGAGUUUCGACACUCAAUCUCUUAUAACACUUACGAAUUUUGCGUGAGAGACUGAAGCACUAUGUCCAUCGAAUCUUUCAAUCCCCACUGUGCCACAGUUUUAUAACCUGACACACGA